Antechinus flavipes (yellow-footed antechinus) is the source of this 2427-nucleotide messenger RNA. It is a transcript of the gene LRRC74B, whose product is annotated as leucine rich repeat containing 74B. The record is from RefSeq and is a predicted model, not a curated record. The coding region runs from base 9 to 1364 and encodes 451 amino acids. Lineage: Eukaryota; Metazoa; Chordata; Mammalia; Dasyuromorphia; Dasyuridae. The transcript is spliced from 10 exons. Gene Ontology annotation, molecular function: protein binding.
CCCCGACCAUGAGCGGCCGGAGACUAGGCCCGGGAAUGCCCCUGCUGGAGGCCUUGGCCGAGCCGAAGCCGGGCCCGUGGGGGGACCCCUCGGGCGGCGGAGUGUCCCGGCGGCCUGGGCCCUGGAGCCUGGCCGCCGCCUCCACGCUGUCUCCCCAAACUGCACGUGGAGAGGAGGCACAGAAGGAGAAAGCGACCAUAGAGAACGGGGAGAAGGCGCAGCUGGAAGUGGUGCUAAAGAUGGGGCCGGAGGAUGGCUCCAGAACCUACUUGCCUCUGAAGUACUUCCUGAUGCAGGGGGAGGAGGACACGGCGGAGCUGGGAGGUUACCCGGAGGAAGCUAAUGAGUCGGAUAGCGAGGGAGCCUCUGACCUGGAGAUAGAAGAGCCCGGGAGGCUGUUCGACCUCACCGGCAGGUCCCAGUACCUGGCGGCCUGUGAGACCUAUGGCGUGGUGCCCAUCUCCUACUUCCUUCACCACAUGCACGAUUCUGAGCUCAUGCUGAAGCACCGCGGCCUGGGGCCUCAGGGGGCCCAGGCCCUGGCCUUAGCCUUGAUGAACAACACCUCCAUCGUGAGACUGAAUCUGAGUGACAACUGGCUGAACGAGGAGGGCGUGGCCGCCAUCGCCGGGAUGCUGAAGGAAAACUGCUUCAUCGCAGAUCUUGAUCUGUCCGAUAACAAACUGGGGGUCAAAGGCGCCAAGGCUCUGUGCGCCGCCCUGAUGGAGAACACUUCUCUGCGGCGGCUUCGAUUGUCCGGAAGUGACCUAGGCACUCAAGCCACCAAAGACGUUGCCGAUACUCUGAUGGUCAACACCAAGAUGGAGCUACUGGACCUGAGCCACAACCUUCUGGAUGAGGAGGCUGGGGAGCGACUCGGGCCAGCCCUGGCAGAAAACGUUGGCAUAAAGGAGCUUAAUCUCAGCUGGAACCACCUGCGGGGCUCCGGAGCUGUGAUCUUCGCCCGUGGCAUCGGGGUCAACACGUACCUCAAGGUGCUGGACCUCUCCUACAAUGGCUUCGGCGAUGAGGGAGCCGCCGCCAUGGGGGAGGCUCUGAGAGUCAAUGGCGUGCUGGAGGAGCUGCACAUGAAUAAUAACCGCAUCGCGCUGCCCGGAGCCCUGAGCUUCUCCGACGGACUGAGAGAAAACCGGACUCUGAGGAGCCUCUCGAUGGGCAGGAACCCCAUGCGGAGCGAGGGCUGCCUCUGCAUCCUCAAGGCCAUCCAGCUGAAUCCACACUCGGUGCUCCUGGUUUUGGAUUUCUCGGACAUCCACCUAAACAAAGACUUCGAGGACCUGGCUUGUUCUAUGAAAGAGGUCUCUCCCCAGCUCUGUAUCAAGCACGGCAACCCCCGGGCCUAGACCGACGCCCUGGAACGCGGCUGCCGUCACCGCUCACCCAGAAGCCCCAGGAAUCGUUCCCGUCUUCGGAGAGGGCCCAGCAGCAGCCUGAGCCCCGUGCCCUGGAAUCAUGGACUCGGGCCCCCCGGGACAGAGCUCCCCCGUGCAAGGACUCUGGACAGUCACCCACCGGCCGCCCUUGGAAGCCCCGCCGGCCGUCCCCGGGGACCCACUGGCCGCCCCCGCUGUGUCUGCUUGGGGAAAGCUCGCCUGCGGCGCCCACCUCGGCUCUGCUGGCCUCGAGCUCUGGGCUGCCCGGCCCUCCGGAGGCCAGACCUCCGCCCACCCCCAUCCCCUUUCUCACUAAGCCUUAACGUUGUUUCCAGUACCCUCUGUGUCUGCUGUGUUGACUGCAUGGGGGGUACCCCGAACCCGCGGCUCCUGUGCUUCCUUCCCCGCGCCCCGGCUCUGGCUCCUCCCGACCUCGGGCUCGCCAGCCCAGACAGGCCGGGGGGUCCGUACAUCUAGGCCAGAGGCCGGGACGCCGCCGAGAGCUCCGGCCCUCACGGCCCCUCGGCACAGCCCUGGGUGGUGGGCGCCCCAAAGACCAGUGGGCUCCCCCUUCUCAGAGCGCAGGCAAGUGCGGGGGGAGCCACCCGGCAGGACAUGAGGGAUGCUCAGGACUGGCAGCUGCUGAUCAGAAGCAAGCGGGAUAUUGGGGCAGCCCGGAACCCGCAGGGAGGGACCAGCACCUUGCUUGCAGCUUCCACAGGCUCCGGGGGGGGAGGUAGAAAGGGGCCCCCAAGGGCUUCCAGGCAGGCAGCGGCAGCCCCUGUUCCCCGAGUCCCUUUUCCCUUUCCCUCAUGGAUCUGGACUGAACCACUCCCUCUGUCACCCACUCCAAGGGCGACACAAACCCCCCAGCCCGCCCGCAAAUGCCUCCAUCAUGAGACUGUGAGCCCCACAGGGGCAGGACCGUGCCAUCCAUGCCAAGGGCCUGCGAGCAGUGGGCACUGAAUGUUUGCUCAGCCUCUGGCCAGAGGCAGCCGUUUCAAUGAAGAGAAUCCAUGCUCUGCAGUGAGAA